Caenorhabditis elegans is the source of this 843-nucleotide messenger RNA. RefSeq names its product Homeobox protein ceh-1 (gene ceh-1). The record is from RefSeq and is marked reviewed. NCBI's taxonomy places the organism in Eukaryota, Metazoa, Nematoda, Chromadorea, Rhabditida, Rhabditidae. Gene Ontology annotation, molecular function: DNA binding; DNA-binding transcription factor activity, RNA polymerase II-specific. Gene Ontology annotation, cellular component: nucleus. Gene Ontology annotation, biological process: regulation of DNA-templated transcription; regulation of transcription by RNA polymerase II.
CUAUGAAUGGCUUUCGUGUCGAAGAUUUGCUAUCCGAACGGGAAAAAGACUCCAACUCGGAUGAAGCCACGCAUCAAAAGUCUCCAGCUGAUGGCGGGAAAUCGAGUCGGAAACUCAAAAUGCGGCGAGCCAGAACUGCAUUCACUUAUGAGCAAUUGGUUGCGCUGGAAAACAAAUUCAAGACUUCACGUUAUUUGAGCGUCGUAGAGCGUUUAAAUUUGGCAAUUCAACUUCAGCUUUCUGAAACUCAGGUAAAAAUCUGGUUCCAAAACCGGCGUACCAAGUGGAAGAAACACAAUCCGGGACAAGAUGCAAAUACGCCUCAAACCCCACCAUCUUCCGAUGAAACUCAGAUUCAACCAAUUCUACCGGCAAAUCCUAUAACUUCAUUUAGUUCAUUGCUUUUGCCGCCAAUAAUAUCUCCAGCAAACUCAGCAGUUCUACAAGGAACAUCCAUCCCAUUAACACUGUUCAACUUGAACCAAAUUCUAAUGCCUCAAAAUGUGGGCUUCAAUUAAAUGGAUAUUUUGUUUUUGUUUUUUUUUUCGGUGUUUUUUUUUCUCUUCUUACAAUUUGUACGGGUUCUGAGCUUAAACUCUGACCGUUUAAUCUAUUCCAUUUCUAUCACAUGAGCUUGAAACUUGGCUUAACUUAUAGCCCCCACACCUAGUUUUUAAAACAACCAUUUUAGUGUGUAGACUCCGGUUUCUAUAUCUUUGAAUCCACAUAUCUUUCUCAUUUCCUGCAAUCCCAUUUACCCAAUACUUCAAUUUCAUUCAAUCCGGUUUUAUUAUCGCUUGAUCGAUAUGAAAUGUCUUAAAUACAAUAAAAUUGGCCCAUGGA